CCCUUCGUCUCUCUCACGUCCCCUCCUCGAUUCCUCUGCCUUCCCCCCUUUUCCUCUCGCCUCACCACCUCCCCUCCCCUCCUCCCAUUUCCACUCCAAACUCCCUCCAUGGCCGCCCCCGCCGCACGCUCCCACCAGGCCGCCGCGCCUGGACGCUAGAGGCCGUCGCUGAGCUCGACCGGAUCGGGACGACGCGCUCUCGCCCCUGCGAAGCGGCGGCUACUAUGGUGCUGGAUCUCAAUGCGGAGUCGCCGGGCGGCUCGGGCUCCGCGACCUCGAGCUCAUCGCCGCCCGAUUCCGGCGGGUUCAGGUUUGACCUGCUCGGCGGGAGCGCCGACGACGAGGGGUGCCUGCUGCCUGUCAUGACGCACCAGCUCUUCCCGUCGCCGGAUGCGGGGUUUCAUGCUGCUGCGGCGGCGGUUGCCGCGUCAGAUGAUUCUCCACCGCUGCCGCCCGAUUCCUUGCCCCGUCUCCCGGCGGAUCUCGGGGUGGCGCCAGGCGGCGCGGGUGGGAAGAAGAGCCGGCGGGGCCCGAGGUCAAGGAGCUCGCAGUACAGGGGCGUCACCUUCUACAGGAGGACUGGCCGCUGGGAGUCGCACAUCUGGGAUUGCGGGAAGCAGGUCUACCUGGGUGGUUUCGAUACAGCGCAUGCAGCUGCAAGGGCCUAUGAUCGUGCUGCAAUCAAAUUCAGAGGCCUUGAAGCAGAUAUCAACUUCAGUCUGAAUGACUAUGAGGAGGACUUAAAGCAGAUGAAGAAUUGGACCAAGGAGGAGUUUGUGCACAUACUGCGGCGCCAGAGCACAGGAUUUGCAAGGGGCAACUCAAAGUACCGAGGUGUUACGCUGCACAAGUGUGGCCGGUGGGAAGCUAGGAUGGGGCAGCUGCUCGGCAAGAAGUACAUCUAUCUUGGGUUGUUUGAUAGUGAAAUUGAAGCAGCCAGAGCAUAUGACAGGGCAGCUGUUCGCUUCAAUGGAAGGGAAGCUGUUACUAAUUUUGACUCCACUUCCUAUGAUAGAGAUGUUCUACCUGAGACUGAGAAUGAGGUGGAACAUAUCUCAGCAGUGGUUGAUGAAGACAUCAUUGAUUUAAACUUGAGGAUUUCACAGCCUAAAGUACAUGACUUAAAAGGUGAUGACAUCCUGACUGGCUUUGAGUUGAGUUGUGAUUCUCCUCAAGUUACAAGGCCCUUUGUUUCUCAGCCAGUUAAUCCUCAGUGGCCGAUACACUCCGAAGCAUCAAUUCAACCCCAGAAUCAACAUUUGUAUGCAUCUCCUUGUCUGGGCAUCGUUGUUAAUGUCAAGGAAGUACCUGUGGAGAAAAGAUCUGACUUGGGUACCCAGUCCUUCCCCGCUUGGUCAUGGCAAAUGCAGGGUCCCCGAUCCCCUGUGCCAUUGCUCGCUACUGCAGCAUCAUCAGGAUUCUCUACCGCCACCCAACCCCAUCCAUUCGCCGGCCACCGGCUGUACUUUCCUCCGACGGCCUGACAGACAUCCCUUCAGCUACAGAUGGCGGCUCUACGGCUUGUUAGUAAACCAGCUUAUCAGCGCCAUUUGUUUGUAGAGUGUGCGAGGGAGGCUCCUUAUGACCUCUCUCCCUCUCCGGAAGUCCGGAUUCUACCUGGCUAUGAUCAUAACUUAUCAUGCUUAUGAUUCUUUAUUUUCAUUUUGACGCCGUGAAUCAUGAGCGGAUUACCAGGUAAAAUCCCAUGUAACCCCAACUGAAAUAAAAUCAAUUGAGACUCUUGGCUGGGUGAUUGGCCCUACUA
Messenger RNA from Brachypodium distachyon (stiff brome), 1765 nucleotides. Its product is annotated as floral homeotic protein APETALA 2. Bases 225 to 1484 code for a protein of 419 amino acids. Gene Ontology annotation, biological process: regulation of DNA-templated transcription. The record is from RefSeq and is a predicted model, not a curated record. Gene Ontology annotation, molecular function: DNA binding; DNA-binding transcription factor activity. NCBI's taxonomy places the organism in Eukaryota, Viridiplantae, Streptophyta, Magnoliopsida, Poales, Poaceae. The transcript has 10 exons.